AGGCGCAGUGUGCGGAGGAUGCGUCCUGCCUGGAGACGCUCAGGGACGGCGGACCUGAAGGAGGACAGACAGACGGACAGCAGACUCGCGCAGAUCCUGUCGGUGGAAUGGGUGCGCUUCAGUCCGCACCUGCGCAACCGGAGUACAGGGACCUGGCGGACAAGACCGGCUUUUCGUACGAACAGAUCGGGGUCCUUCACAAAAGGUUCAAGCAGCUGAGCCACAAUGAGCCGACGCUGCGACGAGAUCACUUCAGUGCAAUCCCAGACCUGGCAUGUAACCCUAUCCGUGCACAGAUCAUAGAGGCCUUCUUCGACAGGAGAAACUAUCGUCAGAAUAAUGAGGGGAAAGUGGAGGAGAUCAGCUUUGAGGAGUUCCUGGUGGUCAUGUCCCACUUCAGACCUCCGUCCAUGAACAUGACAGAUGAGCAGCGUGAGAGCAUCCGAAAGGAGAAACUGAGAUUUCUGUUCAAUAUGCACGACACCGACAACGACGGCACCAUAACCCUCCAGGAGUACAGACAUGUCGUGGAGGAGCUGUUGUCUCGUAGCGGUGCACUGGGAAAGGAAACGGCCAAAAGCAUCGCUGAUGCCGCCAUGUUGGAGGUGGCCAGUAUCUCAAUGGGACACAUGGAACCUGAUGAAUUUUAUGAAGGCAUCACAUUUGAGCACUUCCUUAAGUUGCUGAAAGGCUUUGAAAUUGAGUCAAAAAUGAACAUUCGCUUCUUGAACAUGGACACGACCACCCUGUGUAAGUGAGGUUGGUAAAUGAAACCACAGCGGGGCUUUCAGAGGAUUCCAACACUUAUCUAUGCUUUGACUUUCUACUUGAAACUAUAUUUGUUCCACUAAACUGUGUCGCUUGUAAUGAAUAUAUGCCUUAUGUGUGUUUCAAUAACUAUGCAAAUACAAAUGUAGUUGUGUCUGUUUGAGCAAUAAUCUAAUCUAAGCCUGUGAGUAGUUCAACAAAGCAAUAAUCUAAUAUAUAUGGACAGAGCUGCAGACCCUGGAGCUCCGCCCUCCAAGAACCUUUAAUAUAUGAACGCCAUAAAAACUGCAUUAUCAGGGAUGUUUAACUACAUGUGUAUGGAUUUAAUAAACACAGCUGGAGUUAGAGGA
Sphaeramia orbicularis (orbiculate cardinalfish) is the source of this 1118-nucleotide messenger RNA. RefSeq names its product tescalcin b (gene tescb). The transcript has 9 exons. Gene Ontology annotation, molecular function: calcium ion binding. NCBI's taxonomy places the organism in Eukaryota, Metazoa, Chordata, Actinopteri, Kurtiformes, Apogonidae. The record is from RefSeq and is a predicted model, not a curated record. The coding region runs from base 108 to 758 and encodes 216 amino acids.